AUUACGAACGGUGCUUUCUCCAUCUCAACGUGUUAUAGGUUUCGUUUCUCUCCAUUUCAUUCCCCAGCUACUCUCUCUCUCUCUCUCUCUCUCUCUGGUUUCUCACUCUAAUGCGUAAGCUAAGAAGAGAAACGCACAUAAAAGUAAAACUAUUCUUCCCUUAACUUUCCCGAGAAACAUCGCUAUUUUUUCCCAGCAAAAACAUUCCAUUUUUUCUCGGAGUUUACGUGGAAUUCUAUCUCUCUUUCAUUUACUAGGUUUUGGACUUUUGUUUUGGGUCAUAGUAGUUGUUAGUUGUUGUUACUCUCAUGGCUAUGUUUCAAAAACAAGAGCUUGAAGAAGAAUACAGAGGCGCCACGAGAACCGUUGAUCUCAGAAUCAACGAAAUCAGCGGUGCACAAGAAGCGGGACCCACGUCGCCGCCUAAACCGAAGGAAGAGCCGGACUCGGAGGAGGACUCGGAGGAGGGCAUGUCACGUGCGAUGCAAGUGACGCCAGUAGCUAUGCACGUGCCUUCGGGAAUUCCCAUGACCAAAGCGGCUGCGAAGAGAGGCUCCACCAAGGACCGCCACACCAAAGUGGAGGGUCGCGGCCGGAGGAUCCGAAUGCCCGCCACGUGCGCCGCUCGGAUCUUUCAGCUGACCCGAGAACUCGGCCACAAGUCCGACGGCGAAACCAUCCGGUGGCUGCUCGAACACGCCGAGCCCGCCAUCAUCGCCGCCACCGGAACCGGUACCGUUCCCGCCAUCGCCAUGUCUGUUAAUGGGACUCUCAAAAUCCCAACCACGCCCGCUCCAACGUCCGACCCGAAACCCGGUGACCCACCCGUUAAAAAGAAACGCAAACGGCCCGCCAACAGCGAAUAUAUAGACAUAAACGACGGCGUUUCGGUCUCCUCUGGACUCGCUCCAAUAUCAACAGCAGCAACAACCCCCAUGCCUCAAAUACAAGCGGUGCCUCAAGCUUUGGUUCCCAUGUGGGCUAUACCAUCAAACGCCGUCGUUCCGGGCGCGUUCAUUAUGGUCCCUCCGAUGACGUCAAUUACCGGAGCUCCGAACCCGGCUCAUAUAUUCACAUUCCCGGCCACAGCCACGCCUUUGAUUAACAUUUCGGCCCGACCCAUAUCGUCGUUUGUGUCCUCCAUGGCUAAUUUAGCCCCGCCAGUUCAAAUCCAAGCCAGCUCAGCAGCUUCGUGUUCAAGCUCUGCUACAGCUAUUACAACAAGUACAACAACAAUUGCUACAGUUAGUGCUCCCACUGCGACUAUUUCAACCACUCAGAAGCUGAGAGACUUUUCGUUGGAGAUUUACGAUAAACAGGAGCUUCAGUUCAUGUCUCGGUCUUCGAAACACUGAAAAAAACCACCGAAACAAAAAAAAAGAAAGCCACUGAGAGAAAGUCUGAAACUGAAAGUGUUUUCUGUGUUUUCCGUGUUUCUGUUUUUGGAAUUUCAUGAAAGGAGGAGCACGUGCGCACGUGAGGCCAGGGAAGUGUUUUUUUUUUUUUAAAAGUGGAGGCACGUGUGUGCGGUGGGGUUGAUACUCAAAAACUCAAAAAAAAGUGGGCCCCCGAAAAGGUGGGGAGUGGGAGUGGGGGCCAAAAACGGGACCGUUUUCGCACUGUAACCUAUGUUGCGAUGCGGCCUUCGCGGUUGCUGGUGGUCCCUACUCUCUUACUGGGGGUGGGUUUGGUGGUCCGAUCGAGACGAGUGGGGUAAAGUAUUAAAAAAGAUUGGAGAAUUGGACACGUGUCACUCACUUCGUAGUACAGGGUGUGGGGUACGCGAUGUUCCCUCUUGGAGCACGUGGGGUCCCAUUUUUUUUUUUUUUUUUUAAUUGGGGGGGGGGGAAGGGGGGGCCCAACCCCAAGUAUAAUGUAUGGGCCCUUUGAUUGCGUUUGCUAAGCAAAACGUGAUGAUGAUGGUGGUGGUGGGUAUCAA
Messenger RNA from Quercus lobata, 1939 nucleotides. It is a transcript of the gene TCP9, whose product is annotated as TCP family transcription factor. Gene Ontology annotation, cellular component: nucleus. The coding region runs from base 309 to 1355 and encodes 348 amino acids. NCBI's taxonomy places the organism in Eukaryota, Viridiplantae, Streptophyta, Magnoliopsida, Fagales, Fagaceae. Gene Ontology annotation, molecular function: DNA-binding transcription factor activity; sequence-specific DNA binding. The record is from RefSeq and is a predicted model, not a curated record. The transcript has a single exon.